CUGAACAGUUUAGUUUAGCAGGGAAGGGAUGACUUUGCCGCCAAGCAGAGAAAACCGCCAUUAAAACCUUGCUUACGACCAUCAGAGCAGAGGCUAGUCCCACUCCCGUCACCUUCCCGUACGACAGAGAGAGCGCGGAGGGGCGACCGUCUAGGGUUCCUCCGCCGCCGCCGCCACUUCAACCCACUGUAUCUCCCACCGACGCGUCCUCCUACAUCAAGCUCCUCAGGAGUCUCCUCCGGUUAACGACGAUCCCACUGAAAACGCCCGCCUUUUCCCUCCUCGCCCGCGUCCGUCCCGUCCUUCUUUCUUUCUUGCUAGAUGGAUCAGCGUGGAUUUGUGCGCAAGUCCAUCGUCCGGAUCUCCUUCAAGUGGCCGAAUCCUGACAACAAGGGGAAGAUACUGACCGUCGUCCUCCCCGGCACCAUCGUCUCCAUCAAGGACGAUGGAUCCUGCGUCGUGCUCGCGGAUGACACAUUCUUCCGACAGGAGAACUGCCCUUUCGUGGUGAAUCUGCCGACUGCCGGGGGAUACGAUGGUGUGCCAGUGGCUCCAUCGAUGCAGUUUUUCGUAGAUGGCUUCUGUGCAUUGGUUCUUCAGGUGCAACCAAAUGGUUAUGUGCCACCGGUGACAUUUGAGACUGGGCCUGUUCGGCGAGAGGAGAAAGUGUAUGGCUUUCUAUUUCCACAGGAGGAUUUCUUCACGCCAACAAUGUAUUGUCCAGGAAACGUCACCGAUGGAGGAACAGGCCCAUUGGCAAAUUGGAGGCAUGGUAUUCCUUUUCAUUCAUUUGGUCGUUUCGGAUCACCUAUAUUCAACCAAAGCGGUCAUCUUGUUGGGAUAUCUUAUCAAGAUUACGAGGCAUCACUAGUAGAAAACAGGGCUUUGGUCACAUGGCAGUUUUCACGUUAGUCCCGGUUCAGUCACGAACCGGGACUA
This is a messenger RNA of Aegilops tauschii subsp. strangulata, 939 nucleotides long. RefSeq lists its product as uncharacterized. The record is from RefSeq and is a predicted model, not a curated record. Lineage: Eukaryota; Viridiplantae; Streptophyta; Magnoliopsida; Poales; Poaceae.